Haplochromis burtoni (Burton's mouthbrooder) is the source of this 1998-nucleotide messenger RNA. RefSeq names its product claudin-10-like. The coding region runs from base 288 to 926 and encodes 212 amino acids. Lineage: Eukaryota; Metazoa; Chordata; Actinopteri; Cichliformes; Cichlidae. Gene Ontology annotation, biological process: cell adhesion; bicellular tight junction assembly. Gene Ontology annotation, molecular function: structural molecule activity. Gene Ontology annotation, cellular component: plasma membrane; bicellular tight junction. The record is from RefSeq and is a predicted model, not a curated record. The transcript has 5 exons.
AUUAAAGACUUCCUUCUCCUGGAGAUCCUCAUGCAACCUCUCUUCAUACCGUGUGGAGUGAUGACUUGUGUGUCAGUCCCAGCCCCCAUACCCUAUAAAACUACAGAAUGUGGAUCGGAGAAUGGUGUGUCUUUGAGUGAUGCUUGGUCAGAGGCUGAGCAGGAGAAGCAGAAACUAAAUUCUGCAGAACUGCCAGCACUGGUGCACCUGUCCUAGACCGACACUCCCACUUUUUGAGAGACAGAACUUGUACUUGUCCCAAUCCAGACCUUUAAGUCAGAGGGAAAAUGGGCAACAUGGCUACAGAAAUCACUGCGUUUUUCCUAACCAUCUCUGGAUGGAUCUUGGUGUCAUCUACUCUGCCGACAGACUACUGGAAGGUAUCUUCUGUGGAUGGUACGGUCAUUACCACAGCUACCUUCUGGUCCAACUUGUGGAAAACAUGUGUGACAGAUUCCACUGGUGUGUCAAACUGCAAGGACUUUCCUUCAAUGCUGGCUUUGGAUGCGUACAUCCAGGUGUGUCGGGGUUUGAUGAUCGCUGCUGUGAGUCUGGGUUUCUUUGGUGCCAUUCUUGCCUUGGUAGGAAUGAAGUGCACAAAAAUAGGAGGCUCAAAGACCACUAAAGCUCGGUUGACUGUCCUGUCAGGCUUCCACUUUAUUCUUAGUGGCCUCUGCUGCAUGACGGCAUGCUCCAUAUAUGCUCGCAGGAUCACAGCUGACUUCUUUGACCCCCUAUUUGUUGCCCAGAAGUUUGAGCUGGGAGCCGCUCUCUUCAUUGGCUGGGCUGGAUCUGUAGCUGAAUACUCCUACAGUGGAGCUGCAUCUUUUCCGACAACAUGCAACAAGACCAGUAAGCCAGCCCAGAGGCCAAACAAGGAAACACAGGAGCCAUUGAGGCAGUUUGGAAGAAAUGCAUAUGUGUGAAACUGGACUCUUGUUACACGAGUUGAUUUGAGAAUUUAACAACAUUUCAUCAUUUAAAACCAAGGACAGCAUCCUCCAAAAUGAACUAAUCUGCAUCUGUGGGAAGAUAAAAAGUGAGCUAAUCUGGGAUAUAGUUUACAAAUUUGAUUUAGUGUUCAGAUUUAAAUAUGGCUGCCUCAUUUCUGUCAUAAACUCGAUUAUGAAACAUAAGCAUUGAGAGUAGGACAUUUAAUUUGACAUAACAUGACAUUCAAAGUCUUUAAUCACCUUUAACAAACUGGCUUUUUCACCAUCUUAUGGAUUGUUAAAACAUGUCAAAAAUUGAUAGUGAAACCUUUUGUUUUCUUACAUUUUCUUAAAUGUUUUAUAACUAACCAUUGGCAUACUAUGACUGAUCCAUAAAUUAAGUAAAUGAAUUAACUGCUCCAGCUCACAACGAUACAAAUGUCUUCUUGUUAAAAAUGAGCAUUUUGGUACUUUUUCCUAAAAGCCUGCAUAACUUAUAGUAGUUUUAUCUUUGUAUAAUUUACCAUCCCUACAACCAAAUAAUACGUGGAAGAAGUGCCUUUCUAAUUUUCCUAGUCUAGACUAGUUUGACCUCCAAGGCUAACUAGGUCACAUCUGACCCCGGAGAUGCUUAUGUAGAUGUGGACGCCCAACCGGAGGUUUCCCGUCUUAUCAGCCAUCCAUCUCCACCUAGGAAUAUAGGAACCCUGGGCUAUGUUACGCAAAACCUCUUGGCCCAGAGGGUAGAUACUUGAACCAGCUGACAGAGCGUAGAUGUCAUGUGCUUUCCACUGCUUUGCAUCUGCAAAAAAAUAGUCAGGUGUCCAGGGCUCAGCAGAAGGGUGGCUUUGUGUGGUUGUAUGUCUCCUGUGUUAAAAUGAUAAAUACAUUUUAGCUGGAACUCUCUUGAAAUUCUUAAAAAAAAAAAGUUGACAAAUAUCAACAGCUUGCAAUAGCUUUUGUCUAAACUAAAAUCAUUACAACUACACAUUUCAAAAGAAACUGUUGUAUCCUGAAUGUCUGUGACUGAGAAUCAUUCAGUCAUCUAAGUUAUGGUAGUCUUCAG